AUGGGUAGUUGGAGUGAGAUGUUUCCCUUAGUGGAGUUCACAUACAACAACAGUUAUCACACCAGCAUUGGUAUGGCUCCAUAUGAGGCAUUGUAUGGGCGGCGGUGUAGGACGCCGUUGUGUUGGAACCAGGAUGGGGAAUCAUUAGUGUUGGGUCCUGAGUUUUUACAGCAAACCUCUGAGAAGGUUAGGGCAAUUCAGGAGAGAAUGAGGGCUACACAGAGCAGACAGAAGUCCUAUGCAGAUAGAAGGAGACGACCUCUAGAGUUCGAGGCUGGGGAUCAUGUGUUCCUCAGAGUAACACCGACGGCUGGUAUUGGGAGGGCCAUCAAAUCGAGGAAGCUAACUCCGAGAUUUGUUGGGCCUUAUCAGAUUCUGAGGAGAAUUGGCGUUGUAGCUUAUGAAAUCGCCUUGCCACCGCACCUGACGAAUCUGCAUAAUGUGUUCCACGUUUUCCAGUUGAGGAAAUAUGUUGCAGAUCCGUCGCACGUACUGGAGUCAGAUGAUAUUCAGAUUCGGGAUUCACAAGUGAAACAGCUACGGGGGAAGGAACUUAAGACCAUGAAGGUGCUGUGGGAUGAGACUACCCAGGAGAUGACUUGGGAGAUGGAGGAUCGCAUGAAGCAAUCCUAUCCGUACUUAUUUCCUGAGAGAGAGAGAGAACAGGCUAGUGGGAGAGGCAAAGAGUACCACAGUGGGUGUAAGGGUCGAAUACUAGGAUUUCAGAAGAGAGAAACUGAUUGUAAGAGGGUGGAGUGGCUGGAAAACAUUGUGGAUGCGCAAGAGAGGGUUAGGGAAGCUUUUUGGAUUGGAGAUACAUCAAGAAUUCGUGGUCCAGCAAGAAAUUCCAGGUUAGGGGAGCUGCUUAUUAUGUUUUUACUUCGUGUUCGAUUGGUUAUGUGA
This is a messenger RNA of Vigna unguiculata (cowpea), 903 nucleotides long. The record is from RefSeq and is a predicted model, not a curated record. Lineage: Eukaryota; Viridiplantae; Streptophyta; Magnoliopsida; Fabales; Fabaceae.